Zootermopsis nevadensis is the source of this 4177-nucleotide messenger RNA. RefSeq lists its product as uncharacterized. Lineage: Eukaryota; Metazoa; Arthropoda; Insecta; Blattodea; Termopsidae. The record is from RefSeq and is a predicted model, not a curated record.
GACUAAUUGUACUACGUUUUAUAUGCCUGUGGAAUUGUAGUUACUAUUUGCGCAUCCUGUUCGGUUUAGUAUUGCGGUCUGAAGCACAUAAAUAUGUUGCGGUGCAUAAUUCUAAAAUGGUUGGUCCUCGGAUCGAGUCUGCUUUCUAUUGCUGUAGUAUACGGUCAAGGUGAUGUGACAACAAAUUACACGACGGGUGGGCUGCAGAUCUUCAGGAGUUCUUACGUGGCAACAGAAUGUACAUUGCUCCUACCAGACAAAGACAACUGCACGUACAAGCCCAGGACAACGCCUCCGCCCCACAAGAAAUGCAGUUUUCCUAAUGCUGUAAUAUAUCCUUUCUGCAAUUUUCAAGUCGAAAUCCUCAGCGAACAAUUGAGUGGGGUCUACGUAUUAAAUGCUAAUGGCGCAGGUGGAGGCAUCGUGGAGAAUAAAUAUAAUAUUUUUCUCUAUACUGGUAUUUUCCCUAACAAUGAAGUAACAGUGAUUGAAAAUGAGAAUGUGUAUCUGCGAAUGGCAGGUUCUUUUGACGACACAAUGAAUUGCGUCGUCUUCUAUCCGAAUGGCACAAGCGAGGAUCUUGUAUCAGGUUCUUCAGUGUCGUCUCCAAAUUACUGGGGAGCAGAAGAUGAAUGCGGAGUUAAGGUUGAUGGUGUGACCGACCAACAUGCAGGCAAAUGGAAACUUGAGGUAACGAGCGACAGCGCGUAUGUGUACACAGAAUUCGAAGUGACAGUGACAUUGCUGAAGAAUAUUGAUACACGACCGAGACCUCCAAUAGAAUGGAUUUUCGGUGAGACGGGUACUGUGUCCAUGUCACGGUCAAACAGCAAAUACUGUGAAAUUUGGAAUCCAAAUAAAGAAUUAGUUCAGCGUGAGUUAGCUUGCAAUUAUACAAAAGACAUCGUUACUGACGCCGAUAACGGCAAAUGGACAAUCGUUUUUGGAAUGAAUGGAAAACUAACUGAGGACAAAUUUAUACAGGAAAUCAAAGUUAUAAAAGGAGAUUUUGACGUGAGUGUAUCGGAAUCGGAAAGGUUUCGAGGGGGCCUGGACCUACUUUGUAGAAUACCCCUAGGACCCGUAACAGACUGCACUUUUACGCGGCCUGACGGAGAAGUUCUUCUUCCGGCUGAAGGCGUAGGGAAUGCCUACUACAGCUACUUCGGUGAUGGCUUCAAUGAUGGAGACUGUGGCCUGACGAUUCACCAACUACAAGAAGCAGACAAGGGCUGGUGGGAAUGUUCAGUGACAGUUGGGGCGACAAGAAGACACGGAUUUCUCAACGUGUCAGCUACUGAAGAUCCAGAUGUGGGGACUGAAGCCCUGACAGUUGUGCAGAAUGGAUCGGAGGUACGCUUGUCAUGCAAGGCCCAGCACUCGCUGGAGUACUGCUGGUUUCGCCACCCCACCGGCUUGCAUAUCCCAUACAGCACCCAGCCGGUUCCUCUAGAUGGGCUGCCAGAGACGUUCUCGCCUCGAUUAUUUCAGUACGAUGACACCUUGCAGUCGGGAGUCUGCAGCCUAUCAGUGUCUAGGGCCAACAUAACUGUGGACCGGGGACAGUGGAUAUGUCACCUGGGAAUCCUGGGCAGUACUGAGGAAGACCACGCAGUACCCAUCAUAGUAGAAGUCUCAGAUAGUGAAGUUAUAAGCUUGGAAAAGGAGCUAGUCCUUUCUAGCGAACCUACAAUUCUAAAAUGCUACUCAGUACCUUUGGGUAGACCUCUGCAAUACUGUCGCUUCCUUCGUCCAGAUGGCAAAGGAUUUAAUGUUGUACCAGGCGGCAGCAACGCGGUGCUGGGCCACUACGGAUAUGAAGCAGAAGGCUUAGAGAAGGGUGAGUGUGGGCUGAGAAUAGUGUCGGGGACUGCUGAAGACGAAGGACAGUGGACUUGUGUGGCAAAGCUUCAAGGAAAGAAGCAGGAAGACCAGGACUUUAUUACGUUAAGGAGAAAUGUUGAACCGAAUCAGACUGUGGAAGACGAGGGGUUGUCUGUUGGAGCCAUCGUUGGGAUUGCAAUUGGUGGAAUUGUCGUUCUACUGGUAAUAGCAGGAACUACCUUCUUCAUUGUACGAUGCAAGCAACAAGCAUAAGGAAACGACGUUUCAUGGAACCAUUACUGCAUUUCUUCAAUAUUAUAUUCAAUCAAACUGAAGAGGACGAACCUCUCCUCGCUUGUUGUAAAACGCUUGUAUCAUCGGCAUAUUAUUUAGCACACCGUUCAUCUCAUAAUCUACGACAUCAGGAGUUUUGAAGAUGUUAGAUCUUAAUUUAUCGGGAGUCAAAUUGGAAGUUUCGGCUACAGAACUAGCAUUUCUGCUGCAGUUACACAAAUAUUUCUACAAACACAUCAUCAGCUGUUUUAUGGUACAGUGUAGCACAUAUUCUGACGUAUUCAGACACAUUUUAUUAAAUAAACAAAAUUGUAAAUUGAAGACAGCCAUCUUCAAUUUACACCGUGAAAACCUCAAAUCCUACAAAUGAGUAAAUUGUUUAUAAAUUUUUGUGUCAAUGUUUCUAAAGACAGAAAGAAAAUGAUUGUCAGAAUAUUUGAAUGCGAUGUAAGAGAAGUAAGCAGAGAAUGGAGACACGUACAUAAGCACUGUCUUAUAGUUCGUACGGUUCACCGGAUAUUGAUAGAGUGAUUAAAUAAUUGAACAUGGGCUGGGCAUGCAACACGUAAGUGGAAGCAAGAAAUUAGAACACAAGAUUAAACGAAAUAUCACAAAAGACCACUAUGGAGAAAUAGUACACGCAUGGGUUAAAUGAAACUAGAUCUUGGAUAAAUAAGAUGUAAAAAUGCGGACUGAGCUGAGUGUAGGAGUCUAGUGCCAGACAGCAACAAAUCCUCAGCUACCGCAAAGGAAAGUCUUUUUUUGUCAAGCUAAGUAACAGUUUUUUAAGGAAGACUAUCAUGGAGUUGGUUUAGCACUAUCAUUGAGUAUUUUAUAUGAAUACUGUCUAUUAUCAGAAAUAAAAAGAACCCAUACGAUGCUUACACGGCUGUCUGUAAAACAGCCUAUAAAAUACAAUAAUUUGUAUCACUAGUUACAGAGAUAGUAUUCACAUAAAACGUAUCUACAGUGUAUAAACUUAAUCGGCCAACUUACAAACAGCCAACAAAUCUACUAACUCUGCAGCGUCUUCCUUGAAAAAAAAAAGAAUGUAGUUAAUUAGCUAGUCAAAAAGAUUAUUUGCUUUUAUAGAACCAGAAGGUUCAUUAAGAUGUUCAGAAACGUCUGGAAUUAGAAGUUAUGUCAAUUCAACCCAGAACAAAACUUCGUGUGUCAUGUCUUAGAACCAUUUUAAUAUUAUCAUUUAUACGGUAUGUCUUAAGCGUGUUCAUGCCUCACAAAUUUAUUCACAUAAUACAAUUUAAUUUUUACAGAACGCACGUUGUAACAAUGCUUAUAUGACGAGUAACAUGUUAUAUGAUUAAGAAGUAUAAUUUUUAUUUAAUUUAGUGUAUUUUUUAAAGAAUUUCAUAUAAAUAACUUAUGCUGUUAUGUGAAGCCUGCCUCUGACCAGUGUGAAUAAAAAUAAAAUCCUCAGAUAACACUUAGCAUAGGCUUUUCGUAAAACUAUACCCAAGUUAUUAGAAUGUACUGGGAGAUUAAACGUAAGAAGCCGCGUUUUCUUAACCUUCAGCACUAGACGAAGAUGAAUUGACAGUUUCACGCCAAGUCGAUUUAUUCCUGAGUGAAGUGAACCUGGUAAGAUUUGGGUAUUAGGUAAAUUAGCCUCAGGAACUGGUCUGGUGACGAAGAGUGAAAGUCCUGCUCUUGACGAAAAUUGGAACCUCAUAGUCUAAGUCCUAGUCAGUCGUUUUGUUCACUUAGUUGUCUUAGCUAAUCAUAGACUUCACGUGCUAAGUUAUGUUUGAAUCUGACAAGUGGUUUUUCAUUAGAAAAUGGAAAACUACUGAUAUGCACUGUGACACGUAUUUGAAAAGUACAUGAUAUUUAGUAGGCAUUUCUUCCGAAAAAAUAUGGCGGCUACGCAACUAUUCUUACGUCAUAUUGGUAACUGACGCCUCAAUGUAACUUGAAUUCUGUAAUUUAUGUGGUACCGUCAUUAGAUAAUGUUCUAAAGUUAAUGUAUCUAAAAACAGUAUCAACAAAUACAGAUGAGAUUCGUUAUUAAAUAAUGAAAUAAAAUGCUAAUGACUGGUUA